GCGUCGCGUUCCGGGCCCGGCCGGCGGGGGAUGGAGGCGGCGGCGGAGCGCUGGAUGGACCGAGCUCUGCGCAUGGCUAAAGAAGCAUUGGAAAAUGGGGAAGUUCCUGUUGGCUGCCUUAUGGUCUACAACAAUGAGAUCCUAGGAAAGGGGAGGAAUGAGGUGAAUGAAACUAAGAAUGCUACUCGACAUGCAGAAAUGGUAGCAAUCGAUCAGGUCCUAGACUGGUGUCAUCAACACGACAAGGAUCCUGCAGAAGUGUUUGCACACACAGUGUUGUAUGUAACUGUAGAGCCUUGUAUUAUGUGUGCAGCUGCCCUGCGCUUGAUGAGAAUCCCAUUGGUUGUCUAUGGCUGUCAGAAUGAGCGAUUUGGAGGUUGUGGCUCAGUUCUGAACAUCUCCUCUGCUAACUUAACAGAUACUGGCGAACCAUUUCAGUGCAUUGCUGGUUAUCGAGCUGAAGAAGCAGUGGACAUAUUAAAAACCUUCUACAGACAAGAAAAUCCAAAUGCACCGAAAUCAAAAGUACGGAAAAAGGAAUGCAAUAAGUGAUAGUCCUCUACUGAUGGAAAACUGAAAGAUAACAAAAUAAUGAUUUGUGGAAAAGAUCUCUUCAGUGUUCCCUUUGAUACAGCAUUUGGGUAUGGAAUGGAAACAUUCAUGAAUUUCAAAUGUGUUGAUCUGUAUGGUUUCACUAGUUGAACAUUAUCGGUUUCUGUCAUUUUCUAUGGUUAGUAGGUUGACUGAUUUCUAAUCACCAAACAUAGCCUUUAUGAAGAAUAUAAUGUUUCUGUUUGGUGGGGAAUAUUUUGAAUUAUAGUUCAGACUGAACUUCUUUUCAGCCAUAUGGAUUUAGCACUCCAUUGGAGUAACUGCCAUUCUGUACAGCGCAUGGAUGAAUAUCUGUGUCCUUUUGUCUAUGGAGCAGCUUCUUGCUGUUAGACAGCAGGUACUUGUAGAGCCUAGAUCAAUACCAAAAGUGGAUAAACAAGCCACUUAGAAAGUUACAUUCAUAUACAUACAUAUUGAAUUAGAAUACAAUUAAGAGUUACAAGAGGGUAACAAAAGGACAGUUAAGCAACUAUGCUGAUCUUGAAAAUUGAGACUAGACCAAUGUAGCAGUUCAUUGUUUUCCACUGUAGAUAUACUGUAGGCCAAACUUUCAAAGAGUUUCUGAAAAGUCACAUAUGCAAAGGCAGAUAUUUAUACAAAACUACAUGUGUGACUACUUGAUUUGCAUGAACAAAUGGUGAUCUGCUGCAUAGUAUUUGUACGUGAAUUUUUGGAGGUUGCCAUGAAAGUUUGUCCUUCUUACCCCUCUCUUCAAUGUUAGUAUAUAGAAAAAAAUUACAGUUAAGAAUUAAAUCCUCCAGUCAGUUGGACUCAUUCUGAACUACUAAAUCAUGGCAUUUGAAAUGUGUAAUCACAAAUGUGAAAGCUAGGAAAGGAAAAUGGCAGUAAGAAAAAGAGAACAAGAUGCACGACAGUCUACCUUUUGGAGCAUUUGUUAUUUAAAUGUCACUCACAUAUGCUUUUGCUUGGCUGUGCUGUAAUUCAUAAUCCAGAAGAGGGCCUAACUGUUCCACUAAUGAAUAAAAAGUAUAGGUUUAAGUUGAAUCCUUGAUUAUAUUGCUUUUGGUGGAUAUUUUUCUUGAGGAAAAACAUCUUGUGAUUUAGUCAGUUGAAAUGCAGAAAUUUUGAGAUGUCUUAUUUUUUAUUACAGAAGAGAGAUUAGAAUUCUAUGGAUACAAAAGUCAAAAUCAUGGUACAAUUAAAUAUUUUCUACAAUUAGAGUAACGUUGAAAAAGUAGAAUUUUUUGUUUUUGAUGGUAAAAUAAAGUAACUCAUUUGCCACCAGUUCCCCCAACACCUUGGAAUUUAUUUUCUUUAUAUAAUUUUCUCAGUGUUUAUAGUUUCCUGAUUGGAGGAAAAAGGAACUUAAAAAAAAAAGAUUGUGCUGGGCUCCUAUAUGCUAUUUUUAAUAUUGCUGUUAUUUACAAGAUUUUUAAAUUAUUCCUUUUGUUUA
This is a messenger RNA of Gopherus evgoodei (Goodes thornscrub tortoise), 2026 nucleotides long. RefSeq names its product adenosine deaminase tRNA specific 2 (gene ADAT2). Gene Ontology annotation, biological process: tRNA wobble adenosine to inosine editing. Gene Ontology annotation, molecular function: zinc ion binding; tRNA-specific adenosine-34 deaminase activity. The coding region runs from base 31 to 552 and encodes 173 amino acids. The record is from RefSeq and is a predicted model, not a curated record. Gene Ontology annotation, cellular component: nucleus; cytoplasm. The transcript is spliced from 6 exons. NCBI's taxonomy places the organism in Eukaryota, Metazoa, Chordata, Testudines, Testudinidae.